UCCGGCGCAGAAGGGAAAGCUUUCUUCUUUCUGAAAGCAGGUCUGCUGAGAUGCGCAGGGCUCCGACACAGCGGAGGUCGCGAGGCUGCUGCUGAAUUACAAUUGGGAUACGAAGCCACCAUGAACGAGGGGCUUUUUUUCGUGUAUUACGAAUUACCGCACGUUUAAUUAAUUGAAGCUCUCUUCUUGGGAGGAUUUUGCCCUCUGGUCUCACGCAGGAAUGUUUUUUCUCGGCUUGGUUUUGCUACAGAGGACCACGGAGACCUCGGAAGGCAUCGGUCAUGCUCUCUGGCUUCUCUCUGGAAUGUGAUGCAGUCUUGUGUUGUUGUACCUGCACCUCUGCACACAUCUGUACACCAGAUGUUUAAGCAGUUUGCGCUUCACUUCAGCCAGUGAGAACCCUGAUCCCCUCAGGGUUCUGCUUUAGACACCUAAACAGAGGUGCAGUGGCUCCCCCUGAUGGUACCUGGUGUAAUCUGAUCUAGGAGAGGCCCAUGCUCGUCUGCUGCUGACUUGCUAGAAAUGCAACCAUUGGCUCUACACCUCAAGAAAACACAUGGCUGAUACGGCAAGGUGAGGGCCCUGCUGGGAGCGUGAGUUGUAAAGUCCCCAGAAUUACAUCACAUGGAGGUCAAAGGACAUCUGAUCACAUCCAUGGGUUUGGGGGCUCCUGAUGUUCAAGGCUGCCCGGACAGCAAGCUGCAGGCUGAGAGGAUUGCGGCUCUACAAGAGAGGAAGCAGGCCCUGGAGGCUCUCCUCAACACCAGAGUGGGAGAGCUCAAACAAGUCUGUUUGCAGGAAGCAGAGCUGACUGGGAAGUUGCCACGUGUUUUCCCUCUGGAGACGGGAGAGAAACCCCCAGUGGUGCAGCGCAGACUUGGCCUGGCGCCCAAUGCCAAGGCAGAGGAUGAGGCUGCCCAAAGAAAGCAGAUGAAAGACAUCUUCACUGGUGCUCUGUACAGAAACUCAGAAUCAGGCCGAAAUGUCCCAAAUAGCAAGAGGACAGUUCAUCGGGGGUGUCACACAGAGGACACUGUCAUGUCAGAGAGUACAAGCUCCAUGUCAGAUUCAACAUCCCAUGACAAUGAAGAGUCUUCUCCCAGUGUGGCUGCUGACCAGCGCUCUCUGUCUCAGCCCCGGCUCACUGUGGGCAGCCCUGACCACAGGAUCAGCAGGAAGUUGUCGCCAGUUGAGAUUUACUACGAGAUGAGGACACGCCGCAACUCUGUAACAAGCUCUGUUAGCCCAACUCACUCUUUACCAAGAAGUGCAUCUAACGUCGAGGGUAGAAGUGUUCCCGCUACUCCUCUCUUGGCCCGAACUGCUCCAAUCAGCGUUCACGUCAGGUCGGAUGCGUCGGGUGGUAACGGGUUGAAGCAGUGGUCGGGCAGUCUGGAUGUGCCCUAUAUGAUUCCACUGGCCCAGGAGGGCUCUUCUUCUGACCGCCGAGGCUGCCCUUACAGCUCCCGGGCCAGGCGCAGUAAUAGCUCAGAGGCCCUGCUGGAUCGGUCGAGCCUCCCUGAUGAUCCUGCUCCGAGAAACGGGAUGCCUCCCAGAGGAGGGCCCUACAAGAGCUCAGAGACACUGACUGAUGGCAAGCUGCGACACAUUCACCUGGGCAGCCCUGAGAGACAUGCUGAUGGCUCUGUGGAACAAGCUAAAAUGCGUCUGUCCAUGGGCAGCAGAGGGGCUGGUGGAGGCUACAAUGAGCUAUUGAUGGACUAUAUCUGGGGGAAACAGCAGAGGAUGCAAAUGCAGCACCACCUGUACCAGUCCACAGGCAGGAUCUGGCAGGACAUGUCCUCUCCUCGUUCCUCGACUGCGGCGGCACCCCCCCAUGUGAAUGGCUUUUCCCAUUCCCAGGUGCACCUCCCUAGCGCUGCCCCACCUUACAGCCCCAUGGUCCUCCGAGGGUCCCAAGCUGAGCUGCGCAGGGUCAAAGUCACCAGAACCAAAUCUUGCGGACCCUUUAUUCCUUUGCAGCAACAUCCCCAGGAUGCCAUCCUGCUGUCAGCGUACGAGUCUCCCCUUCCUGCCUCUGGCACCACCACAUCCUCCAUACCCAACCUACAUCCUUACCAGACCGAGCUGUCUGGCCCCUCCUUCAGCCGCAGACCCCCACAGUUCUCUCUCCCGACCCCAGAGGACUCAACGCGAAGCUUGCAUAAAGCCCUGGCUCUGGAGGGACUGAGGGACUGGUACCUGAGGAACGCCCUCGGCUAUCCUCCUGCUGCCUCAAAGGGCCACGAGGCAGGGAUAUCUCGCCUCUCGCACCCCCACCCUCUAGUGCACCAGGCCCAGUCUGUUCAAGGUGAACCAGCCAACCUCCACAGGUCUCAGAUGCCCCAGUCAGCCAGCUUUCACGGUCACCCGCUGCAUGGAAGGUCGAUGGAGUUCUCUCUCUAUCAGGACACUCCUCAGCCACAGAUGCAAGAGGUGACCCCAAAGGAACCCAGUGCAGACCCAGGCACCUUAGUCUGAAGCAGCAGAACACACACACACACACACACACACACACACACACACACAGUACAUUUUAUGAGCAACAACACUGUAGCCUCACACACACAUCACUAAGACUCACAUAGUCACACAGUCAAGUUGAUACAAUGUGACCUCAACAGCAAAGCAAAACACGGCAACCUCAGCAGAAAGAGACUGGAAUAAAUGACAAACUGUAGCUGUACAGCGUGAAAAGGCCUUGGCAAGUUCCCCGUGUUAUAACUUAUCCCACUUAUACAGUAUCUAAUAACUUGGUCAUGCUGUACUUCAUAUAUUUCUGGUCCUACACGAGCAGUAAAAUCCUUGCUAAUAGCCCUGAAAAGUCUCCCGAGAUAUAAUUUUUUACAGAAUAUAUACAACUCUAAAUUACUAUUUUGUAUCUUCUGUGAUAUAAAGAACAGUUAUAUUAAAGAGGUAAUUUAUUGCUCAUUAAUCGUAUGAUAUACAAAGAUGUUAUAUGAGCUCACAUCAUUUCAAAAGUAUUAGUACAUGCCGGUGAAUGUGUGUUACUAUGUAAACUAUGUAAAAUGCAGAAACAUGCUUCAGUCUUCAUCCGCCAUUAAUUUCGCAGCCAUUUGUACUUUUCACGUUUGAUACAGGAAGGGCCAUGAACUGUAGCGUACUGUUGUAGCACGCAGGAGUGCCUAAAUGUUUUAGGCAUUGGUUAGGCACUGGUGAGAAAAGUAAAGUACUUUCUAAUAAUGUGAAAUGCUAGCAUUAAAAUCUUGUAAGGAAAAAUUGAAAGCAAUUCACGAUGUCAUGAAAUUAGGGUACUUGGAAUGAUGUCAUAUAUAUUGAGAUUUGUCAAUUUGUUUUCUAUAUUCAGCUCGGUGCUGGCUGAUACAUGCGGCUUUCUCUGUGCUGACCUUGACAGAAUAAUUAGACCAGUUUUAGGGUAAACUUGAGGGUUGUUGUGAGACCUGCUGUAUGGCAGUAGCACAUGACUAUAUGCCAAUAAUUUACUCGUAUCAAAUCAGUUUUUCUGUAUUUAGUUGUGGAGGAUUUGAAAGUCGUAUGGAGCACUUUAUGAACAUCUUAAGCCUUAAUUCCCUAUAAAAGUGUCUCCAAGAGAGAUGACAGACAAUAGGAAUGUUUUGACAGGGUUUAUAAUUGGGAAACAUUAAGAAAAGUGAGUUUUGUCAACAUCUACUGAAGGUCUAUCUGAGUGUUAGUCUGUAUAUAGUGUGGAUUGUACUGAUGAGUUUGAAGCUGAUAUUCUAUUCCCGUACUAACAAUGUAAUUUUUAAACUAACCACAUAAUAUGUAUUUAAUCAAAAUAACCUGCCCAACUCAUUCCACCCCCAAGUGAGCACUAUUUAAUUGGUUGUAAAAAGUGAGAUUGGUGGUGUGAACAGAAUAGGGCUGCUGCAGUUUUGAAUGACGGUGUGAGCAGGUCUCACACCAGUACAUUUGGUAAUGAGAAUUCAUGCAGGCUGAUUUUUGUAUUUGUCAUGAUUUCAACUCAUUUCAUGUGUAUGGUUUUGUGUUGUUUGUAAAAACUUUACAUUUUUUAAAAUCAGAGUAGUGAUGUGUGAAAUAUAUUCUGAUAUAAUUUAGCAACCAGAGUCUUGAUAGCGUUCUACAAUGGAAACUUCAGAAAAAUCUGAAUAAUAACUGAAGUCCUCUUAGUGUAAACAGAACUUAACAUAUUUUUUUAAAGUAUUUUUUUCCAUUUAAUGUACUUGAUCUUUGGCCAUCUUGGGACUCAUUUGAAUGUAAUUCUUUACGUUUGUCAUAAGUGAUGUUGUUUUCUACUUUGUUACAAACUGUAGCACACUGUUGAAUGUUACCUGGUUUCUUCUGGUGUGUUCACGUCCUCUCAGUAUCCAGUUUCAUACUGCUUCUUCCAGCUGGUUAAAGCCUAAAAUCAAAGACCAAACUGCUGUGCACUGGGGGUCAUAAAUGUAUUUUUCAUAAAAUGUAAUGUAAGUUGAAAAUUAAUGAGCUAAAUUCAGCUCUGAAGCAAAUUUAUUCAAACUAUAUUCUAUUUAUGAACCUAUAACAUUUUGUAGCUAUCUACUGUAGCUCUUUCUCAUCAGUGUGAGAACUGGUAAUGUGUGUUAAAAACAUUUUUUCAGCAGUGUGAUGUGUUAAUAUUUUAAUAUUUUAAUUUUAAUUUUUAAGUGCAGUUGUUUUCUGUUUCUCUCAUCUCUUUAUAUCCAGGCCUAUAUGAAAUAAGACUAGACAGGCCUGUCCUAUACUGUAUGUAUGAGAUUGUGCAUUCAUUCUACUUAAUAAAGUGUCAUGUUCAAAUCAA
Molecule: messenger RNA, 4759 nt
Organism: Micropterus salmoides (largemouth bass)
Lineage: Eukaryota; Metazoa; Chordata; Actinopteri; Centrarchiformes; Centrarchidae
Gene: ccdc120b
Product: coiled-coil domain containing 120b
Exons: 12
Coding region: 625-2481 (618 amino acids)
Source: RefSeq, a predicted model, not a curated record